Molecule: messenger RNA, 4517 nt
Organism: Atta colombica
Lineage: Eukaryota; Metazoa; Arthropoda; Insecta; Hymenoptera; Formicidae
Product: atrial natriuretic peptide receptor 1-like
Exons: 24
Coding region: 1-4368 (1455 amino acids)
Biological process (GO): receptor guanylyl cyclase signaling pathway; protein phosphorylation; intracellular signal transduction
Cellular component (GO): membrane
Molecular function (GO): ATP binding; protein kinase activity; peptide receptor activity
Source: RefSeq, a predicted model, not a curated record
AUGAGGAUCAUUGUGCUAAUAAUCUUAUGGCUGAUAUAUCGGACAGAAGGCAAAGUUACGUGCCGCGGCGAGGUACAAUUGCGUCGCGAUUGCGAGCACUGUGCAGAAUGCGACGCACUGUGCAGCACGAGCCGCGAUGGUGCUGUUUCUUGCGAACUGAGGGUCGCUGUUCUUCUGCCGAAGGAUCCGAGAUAUGAUAUUUCUCUGCCUAAGGUUCUCCCAGUCCUCGAUUUAGCGGUGUACGAAGCGAGAUCGCGAAAUCUGCUACCGCACUGGCUUGAUCUGAAAUUCUUGCCGCAAGAUGAUCAUUGCGAUGCAAUGUACGCGCAAAUCGGCGCGAUCGACAGCUACUCGCAUUGUGUACACUUGUUUCUCGGGCCAGCAUGCGAUUAUUGCGUCGGUACAGUUAAGAGUUUUCUUUCAGCGGUCGUCGGUAGAGUGGUGAAAUUUCUUGGAGCACCAUUAAUCACCACAGGAGGCUUUACUUUUGACUUUACGGAAAAAAAAGUUGACUGUAAAGACGAAUAUUUUAUGACCACAAGAAUCGGAAGUUUGGCUUUCAGGGAUAUCGCUAAAUUUUUCGUGGCCAUAAUGGAACACUACGAGUGGCAUAAAGUACAUCUUAUUUAUGCAACGAAUGGACAAAAUCAAGUCGCUGGUAGACAUACGUGUCAGCUUAUGAUGAAGUCAAUGGUUGAAUUCAUCAAGAAAGAGCAUAAUAUUACUUAUGGCACUUUUGACGUCGAAGCUACAACCCCCAGUGAUUAUCCAGAGGCCUUGAAAGAUCACGUUAGUCAUUCUUACGGCGACGCUUUCCUGGGCCCCGUGUGCGAUUACGUGAUCGCGCCCGUGGCAAGAUACGCGGGUGUGUGGGGUAUACCCGUACUAACAGCGGGUGCACAGGCAGAAGCGUUCCGUCAUAAGGGCCAGCAUUAUCCGACGUUAACCAGGAUGAUGGGCUCUCAUCGUUUGGUGGGUGAGGCGCUCAGACAUAUUCUACGCAGUUUUGGAUGGAAAAUCUGCGGUUUACUGUUUCACAAUCACGAGAUGGCCAGCAGUAAAGGGAAUUCCGAGUGUCAUUUCACGCUGAGCGCCGUAUAUACGGCGCUCAAUCAAACACCGGCGCACAAGAGCUUCAACCAGGAGACAGCCGACACCAAUGAAUACAAGAAUUUGCUCAGUUUCAUCGCCAAAUCCGCACGGAUUAUAGUGAUGUGCGCUAAUUCAACGACCAUUCGGGAAAUAUUGCUAGCUGCUGAGGAGCUUGGAAUGGUGGACUCAGGGGAAUACGUGUUCUUCUCAAUAGAGCUCUCCUCUAGCGAUAAUGAUUCCAAGGAACCAUGGAGAGUCAACAGCGACACAGAUGAGAGGAACGAGAAGGCUCGAAAGGCUUAUCAAGCCUUAUUAACAGUAACGGCGCGCACUCCAGACAAUCUAGAGUAUCUGAAUUUUUCGCGCGAAGUUAAAUCUCUGGCUCAGAACAAAUAUAACUUCAUUUUCGGUAACAGCUCAGUCUCAACCUUCGUAACGGCAUUUUACGAUGCUGUGUUGCUUUACGCUCUGGUCCUUAAAGAGAGCCUACCAGAGAAGCCGGGUGAGGUCAACCUAGACGGCGGUAAUUUGACGCGGAGAAUGUGGGGAAAAAGUUUCAAGGGAAUAACUGGUGAUGUAAAUAUCGAUGAAAAUGGCGAUAGAAUUGCGGAUUAUUCUCUGCUGGAUAUGGACCCGGAAACCUCCAGAUUCGAAAUUGUAGCCAAUUAUUACGGUGCGAAUAAAACAUUGGAAUAUAUCCCUGGGAAACAAAUUCACUGGGCCGGUGGUCGUUUAGAACCACCCCCGGAUACACCUACGUGCGGAUUCGACGGAUCAUUAUGUCCUGAUAAUUCUCUUCCGGGAUACGCUAUUCUCUCUAUGGUAUUGAGCUCCAUCGUAGUCGUUCUCGUCGUCGGUUCAGUAUUUAUUUAUCGGCGUUUCAAACUGGAAGCGGAAAUUGCCUCCAUGACAUGGAAAGUGCAUUGGGGUGACGUAAUCGUGAUACCUAACGCGAAGACAAGAGGCUCUAUGUACUCCCUAAUCGCGAAUAAGUUUCGCGGUAGUGAACUGACGAUAUAUUCUGAAGAUAAUGCAAGUCUGCCAGAUGGUGUUGAUCGAAAUGUAUAUGUUCCGACAGGAUUUUAUAAGGAUAUACUAGAGAACGAACAGAUAAAGCUCGAUCGCGUGUUCAGAGGAUCCCUGAUACACGAUAUCGUGCGUGGUAUGGUAUAUCUCCAUGCAUCGGAAGUGAAGAGUCACGGUAAUCUCAAGUCUUCAAACUGCGUUGUUGAUUCACGAUUCGUCCUGAAAAUCGCCGACUUCGGUUUGCAUGAGCUGAGAAGAAGCGCAGAUGUGGAUUCAGAUGGUGAUAAGAACAGUUACGCCUAUUGGAGGAAACAGCUUUGGACAGCUCCGGAAUUGCUGAGGAUGGAGAGACAACUGCCCGAAGGCACUCAGAAAGGUGACGUGUACAGCUUUGCUAUAAUCGUUCACGAGAUCGUGAUGCGCCAAGGGCCAUUCUACUUGGGAGACAAUAACGAACUCUCUCCAAAGGGCAUUUUAAAGAGUAAUCAACGAGGUCUUGUAUCCUCUACGAAUAUAAUCAUGUUCUUCGAGGACGAAGACAGAAUGGCGGAUAGGAGUUUAGCCUCAAGCACAAGCAGUCUAACCCUGCCACAAGGGUCACAAGUCGGGACAAAUCCCGACGGUGGGGCCAGUCCCAGGAGGGCCGUCAGUCCUCUCCUCGAAGUUCGCAGACCUCAUUGCACCCUCAACUGCGAAUCCUGCAACUUGUUCCUCGAGGACAUCUACAGGCACAAAAUAAUAGAAGGUGUUAGAAGAGGUGGCGGUUCACCCUUAAGGCCUGUAAUAGAUGAUGCUUCCGUUGAAGAAGAGGUAGCUACUCUAAUGAGACGAUGUUGGGCGCAAGAGGCCGCGGACCGACCGGAUUUUCCUGCGCUGAAGCAGACGAUUCGUAAAAUUAAUAAAGACUAUGAGAGCAGCAAUAUUCUGGAUAAUUUAUUAUCCCGCAUGGAGCAGUAUGCCACGAAUUUAGAAACGCUGGUAGAAGAACGUACGGCUGACUACCUCGAAGAGAAACGUAAAUGCGAGGAACUUCUUUAUCAGUUACUACCAAAAUCAGUGGCGUCGCAAUUGAUUCUCGGGCAAAGUGUGAUCGCCGAGACAUAUGAUCAAGUGACAAUUUACUUCAGCGACAUCGUAGGCUUCACGAGUCUGUCUGCCGAGAGCACGCCUCUGCAGGUGGUCGAUCUGCUGAACGAUCUCUACACGUGUUUCGAUUCCAUUAUCGAGAACUUCGACGUUUAUAAGGUGGAAACAAUAGGGGAUGCUUACAUGGUUGUAUCAGGAUUACCAGUGAGAAACGGAAUGAAUCACGCUAGAGAAAUUGCAAGGAUGAGUUUAGCCCUCAGGGAUACGGUAAUGACAUUCAGUAUUCGCCAUAGACCAACCGAGCAAUUAAAACUUCGUAUCGGCAUGCAUUCUGGACCAUGCGUGGCUGGUGUAGUAGGUCUUAAAAUGCCUAGAUACUGCCUGUUCGGCGAUACGGUCAACACAGCAUCCAGGAUGGAGAGUAACGGUGAAGCUUUGAAGAUUCAUGUCAGCCCGAAGACGAAGGAAAUCCUAGAUACAUUUGGCACAUUCGAACUCGUCUGCAGAGGAGAAGUUAUAUUGAAGGGUAAAGGUCCGAUGACUACUUAUUGGUUAAUGGGCGAAAAACCGACGAAUAACAAUGUGCAACAGGCAAAUCCCACAACGACCGUCGGCCAAAUAUCGAUUCUUCAGGAUCAAUCUUCUAUCACUACGCAAAUUCAAACGACGCAGACGAAGCAACAGGAGCAGCGGGCGCUCUCGUCCGUCAACCAACAACACAAAUUUCAGGGUCAAUCAGACCAGCCGUAUCCGACCCAGCAAUCGAUUCAGUCGAGGAGUCAGGAGCCGCGGCAGCAGGGACAUCCGGGUCAACAGAGACCGCAAGAAUUGCAGCACCAGGGUUUAAUGACCGCCCAAUCGCGAUGCCAAGCGAUUCAGACCAAUCCGUCGUCGACCACGAACCAGAUUCAGGGUCAAAGGUCCGCAACGGUUAAUCCUGCUUGCGUAACUGGAAAUGGCGCGCCCAAAUCGGUGGUCGCAUCUCGUACUGUCGCGACGCCGAUCGGCAACUCCUCGCCAUCCCGCAAUCGCACGAGUGGAUCGCCGAGCGCAAACAACUCCAUGCACCAGGUAUAUCCGACGGCCGAGAACAUGCCCAAUCAUACUGAGAGCGGUCCUAAUGCGCCACUCCUGUUACCUGCUGGCGCGAUCCCCAGAGUCUAAUUCUCCUAAGAUGUUCUUUCCCGGCGAUGUUUUGCUUGCUAACUAUCGAGCCUACGAAGAAUAUCGUGAGGAAUCUGAGCUCGGAUUCGUUGGUGAGAAAACAAAAUAUGAUUGUAAUCAAAAGUGAAACGAGAGAGAAAUGGGCAAUG